Prunus armeniaca (apricot) is the source of this 705-nucleotide messenger RNA. The record is from the annotation of a GenBank genome assembly. NCBI's taxonomy places the organism in Eukaryota, Viridiplantae, Streptophyta, Magnoliopsida, Rosales, Rosaceae.
AUGGAGUCGAACCAAGCCAAACCCGGCCUACUGUGCAACCCUGAAGCCUCUCAGAGAACCCUGUAUUCUAUUCUCAUACUUCUGGCUUUUCUCAUUUUUAAUGUUAAAUGUAUGAUGCGUAUUUUUGGUUCUUAUGGGUCUACCCUGCGAUGCAAGAGUGUGGAACGAAUGAAGCCUAUUGGAAAGCAUUCUCUUCUUGGUGCAAGUGGAGAAAUAAGUGGCUUUCAAGAGCUAUUACGUUAUCUUGAUGAGCUCAUCCUAUAUGACAACAUGUGGGAUGAUGGCAACUCUUUGGGACCUAAAGAGGUCCACAACUAUUUGACCCGUGUGAUGUACAAUAGGCGGAACAAGUUCAAUCCACUGUGGAACUCUCUUAUCCUUGGUGGAGUGAAAAAAGGACAAGCUAGCAUGAUUGGUGUAAAUUUUGAGGACAAUCAUGUAGCUACAGGAUUUGGAAAUCACCUUGCACGGCCUAUUCUUCGUGAUGAAUGGCAUGAGAACUUGACUUUUGAAGAGGGUGUAAAGCUACUGGAGAAAUGCAUGCGUGUCCUUCUCUAUCGUGAUCGGUCUGCUGUCAACAAGCUUCAGAUUUCCAAAAUCACUGAAGAAGGUGUAACCAUCUCUCAGCCCUACUCUUUGAAGACUUUCUGGGUUUCUCUCCUUUCGAAAAUCCAACAUUGGGUGCUGAAGGAUCAUGGUAGUUGA